CUGGCACUGAUUUAAAUACCACACGCACUGCUGAAGUAUUAUUGUCCUCUGUACCAAAGAAUCAAACCGACAUCCCUUUCAAACCCCUCAACACCUCAUCUCAACAUCCCACCAACUUAACAUCUCGACCAACUCAACACCAAAGCUUAGUUAUCGCCGUUAGCCCGAGAUCCAAUCCACGAACCGCCGGCGCAGCAAGACACCGCCAAUUCGAUCAACCAUCCGUUGACAUUCCACAAGAAACAAUUGUCCCAAAAGCAGCGAUGGUGACCCUCCAAACCAUCCAAGCGCACAAUGCGACCCUCAAAUCCGCGAUCCCCAAUCUUGUCGCAGUAUUUGUAGGCGGCACCUCCGGCAUCUCCCUCUCCACCGCCCAGACCCUAGCACGGUACACACCAUCCCCCAAGAUCUACUUGAUCGGCCGCAGCCAACCGGCCGCCGACCGCGCCAUCGCCGACCUGAAAGCCAUCAACCCGGCCGCGCAGCCCACCUUCCUGCAAGCCGACAUCUCCCGUCUCACGAACGUCGACCGCGUCUGCGCCGAGAUCGCCGCCCGGGAAUCCCGCCUCAACCUCCUCUUCAUGACCCCGGGGUAUCUGACGCUGAAGGGCCGCGACGAGACCGCCGAGGGGCUCGACCGGAAGUUCGUGCUGCAUUACUACGCGCGCAUGCGCUUUGUGACCCAGCUCAUGCCGCUGCUGACGGCUGCUGCUGCUGCGGAGGAGCGAGGUUCUGGUGGGCUGUCGCGGGUGGUCUCGGUGCUGGAUCCGGUGGUGGCGGUGCGAGCGGGCGGGGCGGGGGAGCUCGACUUCAACGAUCUGAGUCUCAAGGACACGUUCACGCUCAAGAAGUGCGGGCAUCAUGCGGGCCUGAUGGGGAAUUUCUUCCUCGAGGAGUUGUCGCGGCGCUACCCUGCUACCUCGUUUGUGCAUGCGUAUCCGUCCGGGGUGGCGACGGGGGCGAUGCGCGAGCUGCCGGCGGGGAGGGUCUUGACGGCGGUUUUGGGGAAGGUGUUGGCGCCUUUCUUGGUGCCCAUUGGCGAGAGUGGCGAGCGCCAUUUGUUUGCGGCCACGAGUCCGAGAUAUCCUUCGCGGCUGGUGGGGGAGGCCAAGGGGCCCGGGGAUGGGGAUGUUGCUGUUGGUAGUGAUGGGGUUAAGGGGGGUGGGUCUUACUGGUUGAAUUGGGAUGGGGAGGCGUAUCCUAGAAAUACCAAUAUUGAGAGGACGAGAGAGCAGGGCGCGGUGGAGAAGGUGUGGGAGCAUACCCAGGAGGUGUUCAAGCGGGUAUGCGAGGAGGGCAAAACAUACCCGUGA
This is a messenger RNA of Aspergillus aculeatinus CBS 121060, 1313 nucleotides long. RefSeq lists its product as uncharacterized. The transcript has 2 exons. Lineage: Eukaryota; Fungi; Ascomycota; Eurotiomycetes; Eurotiales; Aspergillaceae. The record is from RefSeq and is a predicted model, not a curated record. The coding region runs from base 264 to 1313 and encodes 349 amino acids. Gene Ontology annotation, biological process: secondary metabolic process.